This is a messenger RNA of Tachysurus vachellii, 2274 nucleotides long. RefSeq names its product deleted in malignant brain tumors 1 protein-like. Bases 1 to 2274 code for a protein of 757 amino acids. The record is from RefSeq and is a predicted model, not a curated record. NCBI's taxonomy places the organism in Eukaryota, Metazoa, Chordata, Actinopteri, Siluriformes, Bagridae. Gene Ontology annotation, cellular component: membrane. The transcript has 8 exons.
AUGAUUUACUGCACAGGUUGGGUGAAUCCCAAGUUAGAUAAUGAAGCUGAUGGGGGCGGAAAGAUGUGGGAACAGGAGAGGUGGGAAACAGAGAAGCAGGAAAAAGAGAAUGAUGUAAUGUGUCUGGGAGAGAUGUCGGAGAGUUAUGGCGCUAACAUACGACUCACUGGUGGCUACGACUCCUGUUCUGGUAGAGUGGAGAUCCUGUAUAAUGGUCAGUGGGGAACAGUGUGUGAUGACAACUGGGACCUGAAUGAUGCAGAGGUGGUGUGUAGACAGAUUGGAUGUGGUAAAGCUGUCACUGCUCAUCAAAGUGCCCACUUUGGUCAGGGAAGUGGUGAAAUAUGGCUGGAUGAUGUUCAGUGUUCUGGAAGUGAAAGCACCAUCACACAGUGCUCUCAUGAUGGAUUUGGAAAACACAACUGUGGCCAUGGUGAAGAUGCUGGUGUUACUUGCUCAGAUUCUGCUUACAUACGACUCACUGGUGGCAACAACCCCUGCUCUGGUAGAGUGGAGAUCCUGUAUAAUGGUCAGUGGGGAACAGUGUGUGAUGACGACUGGGACCUGAAUGAUGCAGAGGUGGUGUGUAGACAGAUUGGAUGUGGUAAAGCUGUCACUGCUCAUCAAAGUGCCCACUUUGGUCAGGGAAGUGGUGAAAUAUGGCUGGAUAAUGUUCAGUGUUCUGGAAGUGAAAGCACCAUCACACAGUGCUCUCAUAAUGGAUUUGGAGUAAACAACUGUGGCCAUGGUGAAGAUGCUGGUGUUACUUGCUCAGUGAACUUGCAGCAGCCCAAUAUCUCCUUCAGUGCUGCUGAUGGAUGGUACCACUAUGGGCCUGAAGGACCAGAAAUGAUCAGGGGCUAUGGCUUCUCCAUCAUCUGCUCCAAUGAACUUCAGUAUACAAGAGGUUCUUUCCACUUGGGGUUUAGUGGAUCCAACAUCUCCAGAUCUCAGUCAGUUGUUAACCACUCAGCUGUCUUCCUUUUUCCUGAAGCAGAUUUUGAUCAUCAGGGAAACUACAGCUGUACUUAUGAAGUUAAAGUGUCUUCACGUACCUUUAACUCCACUACCACAGAACCCCUUUUUGUUGCUGUUAAAGUCCGAGAGAUCAGGCUGGUGAAUGGUCCGAGUAAAUGUUGUGGUCGAGUGGAGAUCCAGCACAAAGCCCAGUGGGGAACAGUGUGUGAUGAUAACUGGGACUUAAAGGAUGCAGAGGUGGUGUGUAGACAGCUUGGAUGUGGUAACGUCACCAGCGCUCCUCGAAAGUCCCACUUUGGUCAGGGAAGUGAACCAACCUGGCUGGGUAAUGUUCAGUGUAAUGGAACUGAGAGCUACAUAGAUCAGUGUUCACACAGUAGAUUUGGAGUAGAGAACUGUGGACAUGAUGAAGAUGCUGGUGUCGUUUGUUCAAACAUGCAGAGUCCAACACUGACUCAGAUCUCCCCAAACUCUGUGGUCCUGCAGUUCACAUGUACCACACCCAGUCCAUCAUGCAUCUCUGUAGACUUCAGUUUGUAUAAAACUGGGACAUUGAUAAAGAAACAAACUGCAGAGACUACACCAACAUUUACUCUGACUGUAGAUGCCUCACAUCAGGGUCAGUACACCUGUGACUACUCAUACAGGGAAAGUGACUCCACAUCAUCCAGGAGCAACUCCAUUAACAUCACUGUGGUGAACUUGCAGCAGCCCAAUAUCUCCUUCAGUGCUGCUGAUGGAUGGUACCACUACGGGCCUGAAAAAACAGAAAUGAUCAGGGGCUAUGGCUUCUCCAUCAUCUGCUCCACUGAACCUCAAUAUACAGGAGGUUCUUUCCACUUGGGGUUUAGUGGAUCCAACAUCUCCAGAACUCAGUCAGCUGUUAACCACUCGGCUGUCUUCCUUUUUCCUGAAGCAGAAUUUGAUCAUCAGGGAAACUACAGCUGUACUUAUGAAGUUAAAGUGUCUUCACGUACCUUUACCUCCACUACCACUGAACCCCUUUUUGUUGCUGUUAAAGUCCGAGAGAUCAGGCUGGUGAAUGGUCCGAGCAAAUGUUGUGGUCGAGUGGAGAUCCAGCACAGAGCCCAGUGGGGAACAGUGUGUGAUGAUAACUGGGACUUAAAGGAUGCAGAGGUGGUGUGUAGACAGCUUGGAUGUGGUAACGUCACCAGCGCUCCUCGAAAGUCCCACUUUGGUCAGGGAAGUGAACCAACCUGGCUGGGUAAUGUUCAGUGUAAUGGAACUGAGAGCUACAUAGAUAGCUACAGUGUUCACACAGUAGAUUUGGAGUAG